CUAGACUCUGUACAAUCUACACAUUCUUUGCCGUUGGUCAUCGUUAUACGAAAAUCGAUACUGAAGUUCAUGAUAUCGAGGUAUCAAGACUGGUUCAACCCGCACAAACCCAAAAACCUCUGAGAACACCUCCGAGAUAUUGGGUCUCAUCUUGUUCAUACCCAACACCGCUACUUCAAGGUCUCCGUCUCCAUCUAUUGCCUCUUCUUUCUAGUGCCCACUCGUCUUUCAAGAAGGAAACGUCAAUAUGGCAUCAUUAUCAGUAUUUAGAUAUCCUUCAAGAUUCGCACCCAGCAAUAUUGGACCAGUCUGGACUACCCUCUUCUACGGAGUUCCCGUGACCAAUAUUGCCAUCCAUCUCGCUUGGCUCGCCGCCCUCCAUCCCAUUUUCUCCUCGCUCCCGAUAGACCGCAGGCGUCUUUCAGCAUUUCUUCACAAGUACUUCAUGCUCAGCUCAAGCAACCCCCGACUACUCACCUUCUUUACCUCAGCAUUCAGUCACACUCAGCCUUUACACCUCUUCGUCAACAUGUCAACAUACAAAACAUAUGUCGAGUCGUUCUAUCUACUCAGUAUAUCGCCGCUACGAUUUGUCAUACUGUCCCUCGGGAGUGCAAUCACCGCUUGCCUUUGUCACAUUUUCAAUGCCCGGAGAGGAAGGGGAGCAAAGAACAGUGCCGAGAGGACAGCUGUCGGGGCAAGCGGAGCCUUGACUGGUCUCGGCACAGCCCUGGCGUUGAUGUUUCCCACGAUGAAGGUCCGCCUUUCCGGAACAAACCAGGUUCUGCCCUUGCGCGUCGUUGUCCUAGGAAUGUUUGCCGUGGACGCCUACUGCCUGAGCACCGAGCGAGACACAGGAGUGGGACAUGCCGGACACCUCGGAGGCGCAGCUUUCGGCUUGGCAUAUUUCUUUUGGAGGAAAGCUACGGGUGCUUUUACUUUGUAACCUCAAGCAAUCUUCAUCUCGAAAUGCAGAGGCUAUGGGUAAAUAUAAAUAUCAAGAUCAACUCUAGCCGCCCAAGGUAUAUACAGGAGAAUGGUAUCCUGGUAACGAAAAGACAAAAAUCCACAGCAUUCACCGCCACCAA
Colletotrichum phormii is the source of this 1088-nucleotide messenger RNA. RefSeq names its product rhomboid family protein. Bases 248 to 946 code for a protein of 232 amino acids. The record is from RefSeq and is a predicted model, not a curated record. Gene Ontology annotation, molecular function: serine-type endopeptidase activity. The transcript has a single exon. Gene Ontology annotation, cellular component: membrane. Lineage: Eukaryota; Fungi; Ascomycota; Sordariomycetes; Glomerellales; Glomerellaceae.